AUGGAUCAUAAAUGGUUAGCGAGAGGGGACGUCCCUGGAGUCCGGCAGGGAGCAAAGGUCCCUCCCUGUGCCGGCUGCUUACGGGAACAGGUGGAGACGUUCCCUCGGAGUGUGCAGACUUACAGUCAGAACAUGAUGGGGGGCAGGUGCCACCUUCCUCUCCUCCUGCUGGGGCUGACUGCACUGCUUCUAAGUGAGCAUGGGAGUACUUCAGUGGCUGUGGAAGGAGAAGUACGGCUGGUCAAAAACCUAACCAACGGGCUCCUACCAGGCAUCCCUCUCAAUGACAACAAUGCCAGUGUAACUACACUGGUGAUUGAGAGGAAUCACAUCACCCUGAAUGAGCUGGACCAGCAAGCCCUAGCUAGCUACCCCACGCUGGUGGAGCUGUACUUGGAUGGUAACCUGAUCACUUCAGUACCAGCUAAGUGCUUCUCUGGGUUACAGCACCUGAGGGUCCUAUCUCUGGCCAGGAACAACAUCAGCAGCCUGGACGCUGAAGCUUUCUCUGGCCUGGGUGUCCUGAGAGAGCUGGACCUUUCCCAUAAUGAGCUGACCAACAUCCCCACAGAGAUAAUCACCGGCCUCACAAGUCUGCAGGUACUGAAACUCCAGGAAAACCCUUUGAACUGCUCCUGUCCUCUGCUGAGCUCUGCCGGCGGUCCCCAAAUCAUCUGUGCAUCUCCAGAAGAACAAUCUGGAAACAAACUGGAAGCCACAGCUGUGAGCUCCAGGUCGCCUUCCAACCCAACAGACGCACAAAGUCCACCAGCUCCAGUCCACUCACAAAGACCUGAGGCCCCAACCUUUAUAGUGCAGACCACGUCCCCGAGUCUCAACUGCAGCGCCAGCACAGACUGUUCUCUUCUACCCAUCUCCACCCUGGAAGCAGGUGACCAUGGUAACGCCUGGAGGUUCGCAGCAUGCGUGGCAGCUUUGGCACUAACCACCUUCAUGCUCAUCAUAUCUGCCAUCAAGGGACCUUCAUGGUACAAACACUUUCACAACUACAGACACCGGCGGCUGCAGCAGGAGGAGCAGACGCAGUGGGAGGACACCCUGUCCACCGUCUUCUCAGAGGGCGGAGGCCCCCCCACCCAUCACACAGUCACAUUUAAGGCCCAGCACGGGCAGACGCAGGAACAGGAGCAGGAAGACGGCUACUUUGAAGAUCCAUACAUCAAAAGGGAAGGAGAUUAUGUAGCACAGCACAUUUAA
Messenger RNA from Menidia menidia (Atlantic silverside), 1218 nucleotides. The record is from the annotation of a GenBank genome assembly. NCBI's taxonomy places the organism in Eukaryota, Metazoa, Chordata, Actinopteri, Atheriniformes, Atherinopsidae.